Lasiodiplodia theobromae is the source of this 1683-nucleotide messenger RNA. RefSeq names its product Extradiol ring-cleavage dioxygenase class III enzyme subunit B. Lineage: Eukaryota; Fungi; Ascomycota; Dothideomycetes; Botryosphaeriales; Botryosphaeriaceae. Gene Ontology annotation, cellular component: endoplasmic reticulum membrane. The coding region runs from base 1 to 1683 and encodes 560 amino acids. The record is from RefSeq and is a predicted model, not a curated record. The transcript has 5 exons. Gene Ontology annotation, biological process: nuclear membrane fusion involved in karyogamy; karyogamy involved in conjugation with cellular fusion.
AUGCUCUGCAAAAUCUUCUUCAACGCUUUUGUGUUGACACUUCUGGUCUCGGGCCUCUUUUCACGCACUGUUCUCGGAGUCAAGCCUUCCCAGAUCGAAGUUGCCUCCCUUGAGCCCUUGGACGCCCGCCCUCGGAAUGAUUUGAGCUCCAUGCUCCGCCGUGCCCCGUUUCAUGAAGCCCGUGUCUUCGAAGUUGCCCGGAAGCACAUUCAGGAGAUUGAAUCAUCACCUGCUUGCCAUCAGCUGGCCACCUCAGCUCUGAUCGACUCAUGCCAGUCCUUUAGCUCCAUGCCAGGCCAGGACACUGCUCAGCCCAAGGAAAAUCCCCUGGAUCAGGCGAGACAGGAGUAUGCUGCCAGGCUAGCUGUCUGCGAACUUCAGGGUAUCAAGUCCGGUAUCCCAAAGGAAUGCUCUCCAUUCGUUCCAAGCCGCCAGGCGUGCCCACGGAUCAGCCUGAAAGGUUUCUUCCGGAAAAAUGCUUCCAGCCAGGAUGAACCCAAGCGCGCCUGUUAUCCGGAAUUCACGUCUCGUCAACUGAAGCAGUGCAUUGAUACGCUUUUUGAUCAUGCACAGCGUUGGACGAGCUACAGCAAUGCUCAAACUAAUGCCAUUGUCAUCUGCCAGGCAAGCCGCGGUGCCGUGGAGAACGAGGAACACCUCCAGAAGCUUCAGGAUGCCUUUCAGUCCCAGGCCAAGGUUUCCGAAGCGCUCUCGCGCGCUGUCCAAGAGACAGAAGAUCGUCUUGCGCAGCAUCAUAGUUUUACCGAAGCAGUCCGACAAUUUCAACAUGAUCUGGCUACACGAAACGAGGCCGCAUUGGCUAAAGUCGACAGCGUGGUAGCCAGAUUGGUCGGCAAGUUCGAUUCCGCUGCCGGAGCAUUGCUUGGUAUCUUUAGCCAUUCAAUGAGCACUGCAACUGAGCAGACUCAGAAGUUGAGUGAUAACAUCAAUGCCGCCAAUGAGGAGGUCGAACAGACUAGAACUGUACUUCAAGCCCUUCACAAUGAAGCUGUUCUUCGCGAUCAAGAGCGCACCACAGCGCAAGACCUUGCAUUGAGGGACAAUCAAGUCCUUGCCUCAGAAGUCCAAGCUUCACUUGAGAGCGUCAGAGACAUUACGGUCCAUGCUCUUGCAGAGCGUCUCCGAGGUGUUGAGGCAGCACUGAUCCACUAUUUGAACACGCAGCAGCAGGCUUUGGACGACCAGCAGGUCUUCCGAGAGGUCCAGAGCCGGAUCAUGGAGAAUCAGCUGAUCAUCGACACAAGUCUUGCAAGCCAGCAUGAGCUAAUUGAGGAGCAAUCGCACAAGCUUGCCGAAAUGACGUUUGGUGGCCUCGGCAAUACUGUUGCAACCUACGUGGGCCUCUCCCUCUUCAUUAUUCUGCUCAGUCGCGCCAGCUUAGUACUCGCGGCGGCUGCAGCAACAGGCAUAGGGGCUGUUAGUAUGGUCGGUCUGAGGCCAAUUACCAGCCUGUACAGCUGGAUGACUUCAUCCCAUCUGACCAUCACGCCAUGGGCAUUCCGCCUAAUAAGCUACACAGCUGGCAUCGGUACCGUCGCCGUUCUCCUCUAUCUCACCAUCGUCGGCGGUUCUUUUAUCCGCAAUUUCAUGAUCUCUCGCACCACCUCCAACACCAUGCUUGACAUCGAGGUGAAGAGGGAAUCUUCGGUUUACGACGUAUAG